Lynx canadensis (Canada lynx) is the source of this 5991-nucleotide messenger RNA. It is a transcript of the gene RIMS1, whose product is annotated as regulating synaptic membrane exocytosis 1. The transcript is spliced from 34 exons. Gene Ontology annotation, molecular function: transmembrane transporter binding; small GTPase binding. NCBI's taxonomy places the organism in Eukaryota, Metazoa, Chordata, Mammalia, Carnivora, Felidae. Gene Ontology annotation, biological process: positive regulation of synaptic transmission; regulation of synaptic plasticity; calcium ion-regulated exocytosis of neurotransmitter. The record is from RefSeq and is a predicted model, not a curated record. The coding region runs from base 221 to 5299 and encodes 1692 amino acids. Gene Ontology annotation, cellular component: cytoskeleton of presynaptic active zone; presynaptic membrane.
CAAAACAAAGGCAGCAUCCGGGGCUGGGUGGAUGCAAACAACCAUGAAAGACUGGGUUCUCUCUCUCCCCGGCUCUGCUGCUGCCGCCGCCGCUGCUCCUCCUCCUCCUGCCGCCGCCAGGAGGGCUCCUCUGUGAGGGGAAGCAGGGGCGCAGCUGCUGGGCGUGAAUCCGAAAGGUGAGAGCCAGGGAGCCAGAAGAGGGGGCGUGCAGGCCACGAAAAUGUCCUCGGCGGUGGGGCCCCGCGGUCCUCGCCCACCCACGGUGCCUCCCCCCAUGCAAGAGCUGCCCGACCUGAGCCACCUGACCGAGGAGGAGAGGAACAUUAUCAUGGCAGUGAUGGACCGGCAGAAGGAAGAAGAGGAAAAAGAAGAAGCCAUGCUCAAGUGUGUUGUCAGGGACAUGGCGAAGCCUGCUGCCUGCAAAACACCAAGAAAUGCUGAAAACCAGCCCCACCAACCUACACCGAGAUUGCAUCAACAAUUUGAAAGCUAUAAAGAACAAGUGAGGAAGAUAGGGGAAGAAGCGCGGCGUUACCAGGGAGAGCACAAAGAUGAUGCUCCGACUUGUGGAAUCUGUCACAAAACAAAGUUUGCUGAUGGGUGCGGCCAUCUCUGCUCCUACUGCCGCACCAAGUUCUGUGCCCGCUGUGGAGGCCGCGUGUCUCUGCGAUCCAACAACGAGGACAAAGUGGUUAUGUGGGUAUGCAAUUUAUGUCGAAAGCAACAAGAAAUCUUAACCAAAUCUGGGGCAUGGUUCUUUGGAAGUGGCCCUCAGCAGCCAAGUCAGGAUGGAACCCUAAGUGAUACAGCUACAGGUGCUGGUUCUGAGGUACCGAGAGAAAAGAAAGCACGGCUCCAAGAAAGAUCACGGUCUCAGACACCCCUGAGCACAGCAGCUGCCUCCUCCCAGGACACAGCACCUCCCAGCGCACAGCCAGACAGGAGCAAAGGGGCGGAGUCCUCACAGCAAGCCCUGGGGCCUGAACAGAAGCAGGUUUCAUCGAGGUCUAGAAGUGAACCUCCAAGAGAGAGGAAGAAGACUCCAGGGCUCUCUGAGCAGAAUGGCAAAGGAGCCCAGAAGAGCGAGCGGAAACGCGUGCCCAAGUCCUCAGUGCAGCCGGGAGAGGGGGCCGUGGAAGAACGCGAGCGGAAAGAAAGGCGGGAAAGUCGACGGCUUGAGAAAGGACGGUCACAGGACUACCCAGAUGUGCCGGAAAAACGAGAGGAUCGCAAAGCGGUAGACGAUGAGAAGCAAAGGAAAGAGGAGGAGUACCAGACCCGGUACCGCAGCGACCCGAACCUGGCGCGGUACCCGGUGAAACCACCGCCGGAGGAGCAGCAGAUGCGCAUGCACGCCCGGGUGUCUCGCGCGAGGCACGAGCGGCGCCACAGCGACGUGGCGCUCCCGCGCACUGAGGCCGGAGCUGCGCCGCCCGACGCCAAGGCCGGCAAGCGCGCACCGCCCCCCGCCAGGGCUUCGCCGCCGGAGUCGCCGCGGGCCUACUCUGCCGAGAGGACUGCGGAAGUCAGGACGCCGGGCGCCAAGCAGCUGGCGAACCACAGCCCGCCGGCACCCAGGCAUGGGCCAGUCCCCGCAGAAGUCCUGGAGCCCAAAGCCCAGGAGCCCCUCAGGAAGCAGAGCCGCCUGGACCCCAGCUCGGCCGUCCUCAUCAGGAAGUCCAAGCGCGAGAAGGUGGAGACUAUGCUGCGGAACGACUCUUUGAGUUCUGAUCAGUCGGAGUCCGUGCGGCCUUCCCCGCCGAAGCCACACCGGUCCAAGAGAGGCGGCAAGAAGCGGCAGAUGUCCGUGAGCAGCUCGGAGGAGGAGGGCGUAUCUACGCCGGAGUACACCAGCUGCGAGGACGUGGAGCUGGAGAGCGAGAGCGUCAGCGAGAAAGGUGACUUGGAUUAUUACUGGUUGGAUCCUGCCACGUGGCAUAGCCGGGAAACAUCACCUAUUAGUUCGCAUCCUGUAACGUGGCAGCCAUCUAAAGAGGGGGACCGAUUAAUUGGACGUGUUAUUCUGAACAAGAGAACAACCAUGCCCAAAGAAUCAGGUGCAUUACUGGGUCUGAAAGUUGUUGGAGGAAAAAUGACUGACUUAGGACGCCUUGGUGCCUUCAUCACCAAAGUAAAGAAGGGUAGCCUUGCAGAUGUAGUUGGACACUUACGAGCAGGGGAUGAAGUUCUAGAAUGGAAUGGUAAACCCCUGCCGGGAGCUACAAAUGAAGAAGUUUACAACAUUAUUUUAGAAUCAAAAUCAGAACCUCAAGUUGAAAUUAUUGUUUCAAGGCCUAUUGGUGAUAUUCCACGGAUCCCUGAGAGCUCCCAUCCUCCACUGGAGUCCAGUUCAAGUUCCUUUGAAUCUCAGAAGAUGGAAAGACCUUCCAUUUCUGUUAUUUCUCCAACAAGUCCUGGAGCUCUAAAAGAUGCCCCACAAGUCUUGCCAGGACAACUUUCUGUAAAGCUGUGGUAUGAUAAAGUGGGACACCAGCUGAUUGUAAAUGUUCUGCAAGCAACAGAUUUACCGACAAGAGUAGAUGGGCGUCCCAGGAAUCCCUAUGUGAAAAUGUAUUUUCUUCCAGAUAGAAGUGAUAAAAGCAAAAGGAGGACUAAAACAGUAAAGAAAGUACUAGAACCAAAAUGGAAUCAAACAUUUGUCUAUUCACAUGUACAUCGUAGAGAUUUUAGAGAACGGAUGUUAGAAAUAACUGUGUGGGAUCAACCAAGAGUACAAGAAGAAGAGAGUGAAUUUCUUGGAGAGAUCCUCAUAGAAUUGGAGACAGCACUUUUAGAUGAUGAGCCACAUUGGUAUAAACUUCAGACGCAUGAUGAAUCUUCACUACCUCUGCCUCAGCCAUCACCUUUCAUGCCAAGGCGACACAUUCAUGGAGAAAGCUCUAGCAAAAAACUACAAAGAUCUCAGCGAAUCAGUGAUAGUGACAUCUCAGAUUAUGAGGUUGAUGAUGGUAUUGGAGUAGUUCCUCCAGUAGGUUAUAGGUCUAGUGCUAGAGAAAGUAAAUCUACAACAUUAACUGUGCCAGAACAGCAAAGAACAACUCAUCACCGCUCACGUUCAGUAUCUCCUCACCGCGGCGAUGAUCAGGGAAGGCCGCGUUCACGUUUACCAAAUGUGCCAUUACAGAGGAGUUUAGAUGAAAUUCAUCCAACAAGAAGGUCACGUUCUCCAACUAGACACCAUGAUGCCUCCCGAAGUCCAGUUGAUCACAGAUCCAGAGAUGUGGAUAGUCAGUAUUUAUCAGAACAAGACAGUGAGCUUCUUAUGCUGCCCAGAGCAAAACGAGGACGAAGUGCAGAAUGCCUCCAUACUACCAGAUAUUUUGUUAGGCACUAUAAAACAUUACCGCCUAAGAUGCCUUUAUUAGAGAACAGUUCUCACUGGAAUAUUUACAGCUCAAUUCUGCCUGCACAUACCAAAACCAAGUCAGUGACUAGACAGGACUUUCCCCUUCAUCAUGAAUGCUUUAACACAAGAGUAUUGAGAUUUACUGAUGAAAUAUUGGUUAGUGAACUGCAGCCCUCCCUUGACAGGGCUAGGAGUGCUAGUACCAACUGCUUGAGACCAGAUACUAGUUUGCAUUCACCAGAACGAGAAAGGGGUAAAUGGUCCCCCUCCCUAGAUAGGAGACGACCUCCUAGCCCCAGGAUUCAAAUCCAGCAUGCAUCUCCGGAGAAUGACAGGCACUCCAGAAAGUCUGAAAGAUCUAGCAUCCAAAAACAGACUAGGAAAGGCACUGCCUCUGAUGCAGAAAGGGUUCUCCCACCAUGCCUUUCUAGAAGGGGAUACGCAGCCCUAAGAGCGACUGAUCAGCCAGUCCUUAGGGGAAAACAUCCCGCUCGCUCAAGGUCGAGUGAGCACUCUAGUGUCAGAACACUGUGUUCUACCCACCACCUUGCCCCUGGAGGGUCGGCGCCACCUUCUCCGCUUCUGACAAGAAUGCACAGACAAGCAAGUCCGACCCAUCCUCCUCCUGCAGACACAUCCUUCAGCAAUCGGAGGGGCCGGCAGCUACCACAGGUGCCAGUGAGAAGCGGCAGUAUAGAACAAGCAAGCUUAGUAGUGGAGGAGCGAACAAGACAGAUGAAAAUGAAAGUGCAUCGAUUUAAGCAGACAACAGGGUCUGGUUCUAGUCAAGAACUUGAUCGCGAGCAAUAUUCCAAGUAUAACAUACAUAAAGAUCAGUACAGAAGCUGUGAUAACGUCUCUGCCAAAUCAUCAGAUAGUGAUGUCAGUGAUGUGUCCGCCAUUUCCCGAACCAGCAGUGCCUCACGCCUCAGCAGCACAAGCUUUAUGUCAGAGCAAUCUGAGCACCCCAGGGGUAGGAUCAGUUCAUUUACCCCUAAAAUGCAAGGCAGACGGAUGGGGACUUCAGGAAGAGCCAUCAUGAAGAGCACCAGUGUGAGUGGGGAGAUGUACACACUGGAGCAUAAUGACGGCAGUCAGUCCGACACAGCUGUGGGUACAGUUGGAGGAGGUGGAAAGAAAAGGAGAUCCAGCCUGAGUGCCAAAGUGGUUGCCAUAGUGUCUAGAAGGAGUAGAAGCACAUCCCAGCUAAGCCAAACAGAGUCAGGCCACAAGAAGUUAAAAAGCACCAUACAGAGAAGCACAGAAACAGGAAUGGCAGCCGAAAUGAGGAAGAUGGUAAGGCAACCAAGUCGAGAGUCUACUGACGGCAGCAUCAACAGUUAUAGCUCCGAGGGAAACUUAAUAUUUCCUGGAGUACGACUAGGAGCAGACAGUCAAUUCAGUGAUUUUCUUGAUGGACUGGGACCAGCUCAGCUUGUUGGCCGCCAAACCCUUGCUACCCCUGCAAUGGGUGACAUACAAAUUGGAAUGGAGGAUAAAAAGGGCCAAUUAGAAGUUGAAGUUAUUAGAGCACGAAGCCUCACACAAAAACCUGGUUCCAAGUCUACACCUGCUCCUUAUGUCAAAGUGUAUCUUUUGGAAAACGGGGCCUGUAUAGCCAAGAAGAAGACAAGAAUUGCGCGAAAAACCCUUGAUCCUUUGUAUCAACAGUCCCUGGUUUUUGACGAAAGUCCACAGGGUAAAGUUCUUCAGGUCAUUGUCUGGGGGGACUAUGGCAGAAUGGACCAUAAAUGCUUUAUGGGUGUGGCUCAAAUCUUGUUGGAAGAACUCGAUCUAUCCAGUAUGGUAAUCGGAUGGUACAAGUUGUUCCCACCAUCAUCCCUGGUGGACCCCACACUGACUCCCCUAACGCGCCGGGCUUCCCAGUCAUCUCUGGAAAGUUCAACUGGGCCUCCCUGCAUCCGCUCAUAGUGAACUCCUACCAGAGUCAUUCCAGUGAAACUCUACCUUUCAGGAUAAUAAUCUGAACCAGAUAUUUCAUGAUCAAAAAAGCAUUGUUGGAGACAGACAAUCAACUUGUGUUUUGCCUGUAGUAGUUUUUCAAUAUGUCCCACUCGUUGUUUAAAACCUGGCUUCAUAUGACAGAACAAGGCAGUCUAUCAAAUUACAGUAAGAGUCAACAUGCUAGUGAGAGUCACUGAUGCUUCUAACAAACAGAAAAAGAGGAAACUUCAAAUUCACACACACACACACACACACACCAAAUUGAACAAACUGGAAACUCUCACUCUGUGAAAAGUUGUAUUUUACACGUUUGUGCACAGACCACAAGCAGUGUUAUUUCCCUGGUGUUUAAGAAGUUCUGUUUUUUGUGUGUUUUGUUUAUUUGUGCAUUAUUUGUUGGGUUUUGGUUUCUUGAAUUGUUUUGCUUUAUUUUUCAUUGUAUAUGUUAUUUCCACUAGUUUUUGGACAUGUCACGACAGGCCUCAUGAUGCUUACAAAGACCCUUCCUUUCUUUUCCCAAAAGCACUAAAAAAGGGCUGAAAUAGUCUCUGUGGCAUCUCCCCAAAGUGUUCAGCAACUAGGCAAGAUGAGGCCAAUGAAAGAUUUCACUGGCUUUCAUUUUAUAAUUUUUCAAAGUCUUAUGUGUGCAAACCCAGAAA